UUUCAGUUUCACUCAAGUGUUGCCCGAAAUGACGUCGAACGAUAGAUCAAAUAAGCUGAAUGAGAAGCGUACCAGUGUUCAGAUGAAGACAAGUUUCUCCCAAGAAGUAUAUAAAACUCCGAUCAAGCAAAUUCUUACUGCACCAUCACAAUCCCACUCACGAAUCACACCAGGUGGACAGCUCUUCUUAUGUGUGAUGGGACUAUUGAUAAGUGUUGCGAUCAGCAUCUGGUUAGCCGCAUUUAGUCGUGAAAAUGGAUGGCGUCGAGCUGUCUUCGCAUCGGCCGCUGGUAUCUGUGCGAUUCUCUUCAUGCUUCUCACUAUCAUGACCUACAGAAGAGCGAAAAACCCACAAGAACCGGAGCCACUUCCAGAUCUUUCACAACGUCGAUCUACAAUCGGAGCACGAGUUAGUAAACGAUCAAUUGCGGCGGGAAUGAGCGCAGACGACUGUCCAACGCAGGUCUUAGUCACUGGAACACGUGGUUCCAUUCCAUCCUAAUCAUCUCACGGAUCACCUUUUUCAACUUCACUCUAUUCUUUUUUGUCCAUAUCGGGUAGCGAUCAUCAAAACAACACUCUUAAUUUCUUCCUUCCCCCCACUCAAUCAAAUUUAAAAAGAUAAACUCAAAAAUCUAAUUUUUCUGUUUUUUUUUGCGAAAAAAACAUUCACUUCAUUCCCUUUUCCCUCCUUUUCUGAAAAUUUUCCAUUUUUCAUUUGUUUGUAUCAUUUGUUCCCCCUUCUUCGGUUCAUAUCCGAAUUCUUCCGAAAUUUCCAUUUUUAACCCGUUUUGUGCACGAUUUUUAAAUAUUUUAUUUUUUGCAAAUAAAUAAGCUUUUGAAUA
This is a messenger RNA of Caenorhabditis elegans, 845 nucleotides long. RefSeq lists its product as uncharacterized. The record is from RefSeq and is marked reviewed. Bases 29 to 502 code for a protein of 157 amino acids. The transcript has 4 exons. Lineage: Eukaryota; Metazoa; Nematoda; Chromadorea; Rhabditida; Rhabditidae.